GGUCUAAUCGAUCUGUUUGUCCAAUCAACCAAUCUGAAUGGCUGUAGCUAGUGCUGUCGGCGGGAGUUCAUCAGCUGCUGCCCCUCUAUCUGGUGGGGUUAGAAAGUCGGCAAAAUCGAAGAAAACACAGUCAAUUCAUCCUCCAUAUGGAGAUAUGAUAAAGAAAGCCUUGAAAGAGCUUAAGGAACGCGGUGGUUCAAGCCGCCAAGCCAUUGCUAAAUAUAUAAAGGCCAAUUACAAAGUUGAUGAUCGUGCUGAAAGUCAUCUACGUCGUGCAUUAGUUACUGGUGUUAAGUCGGGCAAGCUUGUUCACACUAAAGGAAUCGGUGCUUCUGGUUCAUUUAAACUUGCGGAUAAAGCUGUCACGCCGAAGAAAUCCUCACGUCCUAAAACUUCGAAGCCGAAAUCCACUCCAAAGAAAAAAACCAGCGAGAAGCCAAAAGUUGUCAAACGAAAAUCAACUGGCAAUCCAUCUAGUAAACCAGUAGCAUCAAAGCCUAAAACAGUCAAACGAAAAUCAGCUGCUAAACCAAAGAAGGCGAAAUCACCUCGUAAACCAAAAACAGUGAAGCCUAAGAAGCCAGUGGCAAAGAAGACUUCAAAGAAAGUUGCCAAGAAGUGAAUGUGGUGUAUCUAUAUGCGUGUAGUUGAUUUUUAUUGCUGUUGUACUACUACUCGCUUGUACAUGUAUGCGUUUUUCAUACUGGUCCCAUGUACAUAGACCUUCUUUACUGACUACUACUAUUAAUACUGUCAUGCGCGACUUUUGAUUUUUCAGAUUGUAUUCAUUGUUAUUUAAUUUUUUUUUAAAAGUUGACACCGGUCAGUAAUGAAAUCGCAAAUUGUGAAAGCAUUUACUUAAUCUUUUUUUCCAAAAUUCGACAACUCGAAAGACUACCAAUAAUUUGAUACUCCUCCAUGAGGUGGUCAUUUCGAAUUCGACGACGAUCCUUGUUGCAGUUGAAUUCUAUUCAUUAGUUCUAUAUGUGAAUUUGUUGCUUAGCUAAACUAAACCAAGAGAAUAAAGGAACUACUGUGACUAUCUGGAGUAACUCAGCGAUGAUAAUGAAGUUUUCCACCUACAAUAAUAACAAAUAUUCCACUACUUACUCGGUUACCGUGUUUACCUCACGAUUGAUGGAUCCACCCAAAAUGCACAUUCUCAGACUGUCAAUCGGAACAUCAGAUCAGAAUUGCACACGAAAAAGUCCAGUCGUUUUUCGUCAUUUUUCAGAUGUGUAGACGGAGCAGUUUCAAACAACCUUUUUGACUUAUUGAUUUUGUGAAACACUUUUGGACAUCAGCAAAUGGAAUUCACCAAAUAUGGUGUAGAAAACCGUCAGCAACUUAAUAAUAUGACAAUGAUAAUGAUGGCCGGUGUCAGUAUUAUGGUAAUACGCAAAUGGAAUUCUUAUCACAUCAGAUGUUUAACCUCCUUUAUAAACUAAUAUUAGUUAAUUAUUUAUUUUUAUUUUUACAAAGAAAUGUUUGAUGUAUAUGUUGUUAUUUUAGAAAUAGCUAUUAAACUAUGUCCUUAGUUG
Messenger RNA from Schistosoma turkestanicum, 1541 nucleotides. NCBI's taxonomy places the organism in Eukaryota, Metazoa, Platyhelminthes, Trematoda, Strigeidida, Schistosomatidae. The record is from the annotation of a GenBank genome assembly.